Molecule: messenger RNA, 506 nt
Organism: Electrophorus electricus (electric eel)
Lineage: Eukaryota; Metazoa; Chordata; Actinopteri; Gymnotiformes; Gymnotidae
Gene: pmch
Product: pro-melanin-concentrating hormone
Biological process (GO): chemical synaptic transmission; behavior
Molecular function (GO): type 1 melanin-concentrating hormone receptor binding; melanin-concentrating hormone activity
Source: RefSeq, a predicted model, not a curated record
GUCUGGUUCUGAAGAGCGCCGGCAUGAUCAACUCGCCCUGCCUCAUUUUAGCCCUCACGCUGCUCGUCAGGUGUAACGCUCACUUCUCGAGCUCAGCGGAGGAAGGCGGAGCAGAACAGGGGAGUCUGAGCACGGCCGUUGGAGGAGACCUGGUGAACAUGGCCCAGCAUGGUGUGCUCUCUUCCAGAAGAUCCUCCCUCGUGGACGGAAGACUGGCCGACGAAGACAAGAGAAAGAGCAUCUUCGUGCUUUUUGACGCGGGGCUGAGGGCAGCCGUGAGGGGUGAGAUGCGCCCUGGCGCUGGCUCGACCCUCCCUGCGCUGUCCCCUUGGAGACAGGACCACACCGUCACCGGGACCCCGAGGGAUAAUUAUAACACAAAUGACCUCAUCCCUGUGGCCAGGAGGGACCUGGACGUGCUGCGUUGCAUGAUCGGGAGAGUGUACCGACCCUGCUGGCAAGCCUGAGGUCAGACCCUGCCCACGGCUCACCCGGAGCACUCGUGC